CGUCCAAAGCGGACCGAGAUGCAUACGUCGCAAAGUCGCACUGAUCUUCUGUAGUUUGACAAAAAUAUCCGCUGUCUUCUCUCCGUCCAUGCUAAAAAUUCCUUAAAAUAAUCAUCCACGUUUUUCAUUUUCAAUCACUGUUCUACUCCUUUUAUCUUCUCUUCGAAUAAAGCCAUUGACAAACAUUCGAAUUCCGAACACAUAUAAUAUAAAAUUAUUCAAACAUUAUUUCUUGCGAAUGUUGCCUAUAAUUAAUCCUUGUUCAAUCUUCACUCCACCAAAUUCUUCAAUUUUUCCAUCUCAUAAACCCACCUUCAUUCGUUGCCAAGCCGCUGCUGACCCACCAGCCGGCGGUCCCUCGUCCUCUCGCUGGUGGUUCAACUUCGGUGCCGCCGCGAAUGAAGCCGCCGCUGUUGCCGGAGCACCUGGGUUUGGGAGCAUUAGCCAAAACUCUGACGAAAUUGCUGAUAAUCGAAUUGGGAAUAACAUUAAGAAGAAGACAAAAGUGAAUGCGAAGGAAAGGCGUUGGUCUCGUAAUAGAGAGAGCUAUUUGGCUGAUGAUGGUGAUGCUCUUCCUCUUCCUAUGACUUACCCUAACACUUCCCCUUGUUCGCCGGAGGAAAUCGACCGCCGGCUGCGCUGUGAUCCUAUAAUUGAGGAUUGCAAGCAAGUUGUCUAUGAGUGGACUGGAAUAUGUCGGAGUUGCCAAGGGACAGGACUUGUUAGCUACUAUAACAAAAAGGGGAAAGAGACCAUCUGUAAAUGCAUACCUUGCGCUGGAAUCGGUUAUGUGCAGAAAAUGACACUACGUACGGAUAUUGAUGUGAUGGUGGACUUGGAUGAUAAACCACCUUGACAAAAGAAUACUUGUACCAUUUUGUUUAAACCAGUGUACGUUACGAAGCUUUGAGGAGACACUUAACUUUGCGGAAUUGUUGUAGUCUUCGAGGAGCAAACUGUGGGUCCAAUAAAGGACAGAUUCUACACAUCCGUAGCAGAAUAAAGUACUUUCAGCGAAAGAGAUAAGACGGUUGGAGCAACUGAGCAAGUUGGGCAAGGAUCGUAUCUGUAACUUAGCUUUUUCACUUCAGCUCUUUCCUUCUUGGUUCUGGAAAUGUUUUCAUACGUUUCGUUGAGAAUCUUGGUUGCUUUACACAUAGUUGAGGAAUAAAAAGUAUUCUUUCUUAUCUUCUUAA
This is a messenger RNA of Solanum dulcamara, 1196 nucleotides long. RefSeq names its product protein disulfide-isomerase SCO2. The transcript has 3 exons. The record is from RefSeq and is a predicted model, not a curated record. Lineage: Eukaryota; Viridiplantae; Streptophyta; Magnoliopsida; Solanales; Solanaceae. Bases 239 to 856 code for a protein of 205 amino acids.